AAGUGCGAGGCGAAGAAGAGAAACAAUGGCCGCGGAAUCGAAAUCUCUAAAAGCAUGCCUAACCAGUGUCGGCAACAGGGAGCAAGAACCACUGUACGGUCUCUUCUUGGCCACUUUCUCGCCAACGAUGGCGGAAAUAGCUGCCCAUUCCGGCUAUGACUUUGCGGUCAUCGACAUGCUGUACGGCUACGGCGACAUCCCCCACGUCCUUCCCUGUCUUCACGCCCUCUCCGCAACUCACACCCCAUCCCUCAUCAGGCUUCCAGAAAGUUCCGCAGUAUGGGCCAAGAAGGCCCUCGAUAUAGGCCCAUCGGGCCUCAUCUUUCCAGGCAUAAACAGCCCAAAGUCGGCCCGCGAUGCUGUGUCAUACUGUGCAUACCCGCCGAAAGGGGUCCGCGGAGCUGCUCACCCCGCUGUAAGAGCCUCCAACUAUGGCUUGGACCAAAAUUACCUCUCCAAAUGCGAGCAUGACUUGUUAAUCAUCUGCCAGAUUGAUUCGGAGGUUGGUUUGGAGAGCGUGAAAGAUAUAGCUGCAGUUGAUGGAGUUGACUGCGUCAUGUUAGGCCCGUUGGGUCCGGGCCUAAGCCCAGAUAAGCUGAGGAUGGCGGAAGAUGCCGUUUUGGAGUUGAAGGGUUCCCGUGGGCCUGGGAAAGGCCCGCAUCUAGCGGGUUGUGGUGGUGUUGAGCUCAAGAAGCUUGGGUACCAUUUGGUUUGUGGAUCUACGGAUGUCACUUUGUUUAGAGACGCCGCGCUAGCUUCCGUUAACAGCUUCAAGAGCUCAACUUCCGGGAGCUAGUAUAUAAGCUCAAAGCCUACUCUACAUAUAUCCCAUAAUAAUAAUAAUCGUAAGGGGGUUAUGGGUUCGGUUUGGUUUAAUUUUGGACUAAAAAUUAAUUGAACCAAUAUGUUUGGUUUAUAUAGA
This is a messenger RNA of Arachis duranensis, 922 nucleotides long. RefSeq lists its product as uncharacterized. The transcript is spliced from 2 exons. Gene Ontology annotation, cellular component: cytoplasm. Lineage: Eukaryota; Viridiplantae; Streptophyta; Magnoliopsida; Fabales; Fabaceae. Gene Ontology annotation, molecular function: aldehyde-lyase activity. The record is from RefSeq and is a predicted model, not a curated record. Bases 26 to 796 code for a protein of 256 amino acids.